Symbiodinium sp. CCMP2456 is the source of this 1176-nucleotide messenger RNA. The record is from the annotation of a GenBank genome assembly. Lineage: Eukaryota; Dinophyceae; Suessiales; Symbiodiniaceae.
AUGCCGGCGCCGACCAAACGUCCAGCGGCGGCCCUUCCGCCCGCCAGAGCUGUGUAUAAAACACAUCUCACACGAUGCUUUUGCUCUUCGAGUUCCGUCCUGAAGCCAGGUCACGAGAUCAACGCCAUCCUCUACGGCAUGAACGGAAUGGAACGCAUUAUCGUGCAGAGCUUCCGCUGUUCGAGCUUCGGGUGCAGGAAAACAUACGGGCCAAAUUUUGUUUGGGAUCUCUCUCACAAGUAUAACACUGCCACCCCCAAGAACAUUGAAGAGAUCGGGGCUCUCUUUGUGGGGACGAAGAUUGGCUUUACUGCGGACUACUUGAAGUACCAUAGCUUCCUGGAGUUCCGUGCCUGUGUGUCUGCCAUGGCAAUCAAACACACGUACCAGCACACUUUCAACACUGCUCAUGGAGAGCAGUCAAACUGGUUUGCAAAGAUGCACGCCUCCGCCAUUAUGUCGUGGAUAGCCGUCCAGGAACUAUAUCCACUACAACUACAUCUCAGCAUCAAGAUCGGCGACGAGAUCACACCUCAAGCUCUCCAAGCAUACCAUAAACACCUCCAUCUCAAGGUCUUUCCGCCGAAGUGCAAGACUACAGUCAAAGAACUUGUCGCUGAUGGGCAUCAAAAAGUCCACAUCAAAUGCGCGAACUCGCGCAAGCAUGCAGGUAAACCUCCCAAGCAUGGUCGCAUUAAGCCGUUCGGCCAUGGCUGGUUCAUGUUGGUCCAUCCUCGUGAUCUUCGCAUCCUGGCUGUCAGAUCCAUGUCUGUUCCGGAGAACAAUGAGAUCCUCUAUGACUCGCUUCUCGAAAUCUUGCCUUUGUACAAGCACUUGGAUGGCCUAAUCAUGGACCGUGCCUGCGGUUUCUUGCCCACAGCCCGGGCCGACAAGAGCCUGAAACAAAUCAAAUACUGGAGCAUCGACGGCUUUCACGCGAAGGGCCACACCAAAACAUGUCCUUGCAACCCCAUCUACAAGAAGAGGUUGGCUACAAGGUUCAAGGGGGUAAACUCCUCGGUGUUGUACUUCGUGAAGCUGCACAAUUGUGCAGUGGAGCAGAAGCAGUCUACGUACCUGAAUCGUUAUGUUCGCUCCGGUAAGAAAGCCAAGCGACCGUACUCAUGUGGCAAGAAGACAGUCGCUAAAAAGCGACCUGCAGCAGCCAUGAGCUAA